AUGGCCCGCCAUGGGAAGUUCAAGGCCCGUACUAGGCGGGCACCAGUGGUCAAAGACCCAACACCAAAGUUUACCAUGCAGCAAGAAGCCCGUAACACGGAAACACACGGUCGAUCAUGGUCAGAUUCCAACCUUCGUCAUAAAGCGGUACUCUUCGUGAGUGCAGGGAGCCUGGAGCCGACCAAAGAAGAAGACGAGCAGAUCAAAUCCGAUUCAGACCCAGAGGAACCGACCCCCGACGAAGCCGAAGGACAAACCGGAGAGAGUGACAGCCUUUUCUUCCUGGACUCGACGAAGCAGGAGAUCGACACCGGUCUACCAGACCCAGUCAUCCAGACCAAACUGUCGGACUCAGACGACUCAAGCGAGGACGAAGUUGUCUUUACCGGUCGCAGGAAGACCGCCAAACCGGUGAUCGUCGAAACGCACCAGACCGAGAUUGAAAAAUUCGUUCACAACACUCCUUCACCCCUACAAACAGCACAGGGUCCUGUUCCGGUUCCACGGGAACCAUCGCCCCCUGUGGUUCAAGUAGAGCACACGCACACGGAAUCACACCCAGAGAGCCCAACAUGGCCUCCGAAACAACAUAUUGAUCCGAUAGCCGAUUACAUCGCCAACAUUGACAAAGACUACUACGAGGAGCUCACUGGCAUGAAGCUUGCUUCAGAUGACGACAUUGACGUCGAAAAGGCUGCGACGCAACUCGAUCUCUCGGCUGCAAGCCCAGCGGGCUCCAAGAGACGGUCAUCCAGAUCACUGGACGCAGGACAGAAUGCCCCGAGCGACAAUCUUACAACCUCAGUUGACGGUGGGAUUUUGAACUACCUUCGGCGCUUGCGAAAAUUACUAACAUCCACCUCAUCUACAGGGCUGGCUCAAAUGCAAAUUGACACAGAGCAUGAUUCGAUCUCAGCAUCGAGCGAGGAUGACGAGGAUGACGAAGAUCUCGUCUUUUCCGAUUCUGACGACGACGCCAUUGAAGAUUUCAUCUUACUCGAGGACUUGGCCAAGGGAUAUUCGAAGUCUGGUAAGAAGGGCACUCGGUCUGGAAAGCCCGCCUUCCCGUCGGCUUCAGCAUUUGCCGAUGCUCUCGAGGCUGACCCAUAUUUCGGAUUCGAUAUCAUGGAUUUCGAUCGACCGAGCCUACGAAACAAACCCAAGGGCAAGCAUGCUAUUCCCGAAUUGGAACUCUCCGACAGCGAGUUUGAGAUCGAGCUCCAACAAGCCUGGCAGAACGAUCGAACCAAGAAGAAGCUGCGCAAGAAGGAGCGGGAAGAGCUUCGGGCCCAGGGCAUGUUGGGUCGGAAAGCAGGGAAUCCAGAUCUCAAGGUGAAAUACUCCAAGGAGAUGAACAUGGAGGAGUUUAUGACUGAGCUUCGAUCAUUCCUAUUAUCCUCCAAAAACAGUCUGCCAUUGCCACCCAUGACCAAGGAGCGAAGAAAGCUCAUACACGAGGUGGCCAAUAACCUGAACCUGAAGUCACAGUCACGCGGUCAUGGACUAUCUCGGUUCCCCGUUCUCAACAAGACCGCCCGAACUCCAAGAUACACCCCGAAGACCAUCUCCAAUGUGGAUGGACUCUUGUCGGGAAAGAAGUUCAACCGGCGAAUGUUCAAGGCAUGGGGUGCAGACGCACCGAAGUCGUUCAAAACAAGUCGGGGGAAAUCCGGAGCUGCCUCUUACAUGGACGGCGAUGUGGUUGGUGCUUCAGCUCCAGAAAUCGGAGCCGAUAACCGCGGACGAGCCAUGCUGGAGAAGAUGGGGUGGAGUACAGGCACUGCGUUGGGUGCGGCCGACAACAAGGGAAUCCUGCAGCCCGUGGCGCAAGUUGUCAAGAACUCACGGGCUGGAUUAGGUUAG
Molecule: messenger RNA, 1863 nt
Organism: Penicillium salamii
Lineage: Eukaryota; Fungi; Ascomycota; Eurotiomycetes; Eurotiales; Aspergillaceae
Source: the annotation of a GenBank genome assembly